Messenger RNA from Aspergillus campestris IBT 28561, 654 nucleotides. RefSeq lists its product as uncharacterized. The transcript has a single exon. Bases 215 to 604 code for a protein of 129 amino acids. The record is from RefSeq and is a predicted model, not a curated record. NCBI's taxonomy places the organism in Eukaryota, Fungi, Ascomycota, Eurotiomycetes, Eurotiales, Aspergillaceae.
UGAACACAGAGCCAUGCAGACACUUCAAUGGACAAAGGUUAUUUAAACGUUGGCUCCCCUGUGGAUAUUAUACUUUGAUUAUUGCAUCCACUUCCGGUCUCUCCUAUUUAUGAAUCCAGUGUCUCUUGCUCAGCUUGACUAAAAUCCACCCUCUGAAACCACAACAAAUAUACGAACCACAACCCACCUCUAAAUCUGAGAAUCAGGAGUCAAAAUGGGCUGGAACAUCGACCUUUCCGCAAUAACGCCCGGACCAGGCGGCACUGUCAUGCUGGGCGAAGGCGGUAUCGAUGCUGCUGCAAGACGGUAUCGCGAGCGUGUUAGAAAGCAGCAGGAAGCGGAGGCACUGGCUAAGGCGAAGAAUGGAGAGACUCAGAAGGGCGAUGAUGCUGCGUCUGAGGUCACUUUGACACCGGAGGGAGAUGAAGAACUGAAGCGGAAUGAUCGGAAGGGGGAUGGCGUAGGUGAUGCGUCGUCAUCGGGGAAGAAGGCUGUUGCUGUGGAGGAGGAGACGGGGCAGGAAAAGGAACAGGGGAAGGAUAAGAAGAAGAAAGAGAAGAAAGGGUUGAGAGAGGCGUGGAGGGGAUUUCGAGGAGUUCGGUGAUUGUGUUCUGUUUUCCUACCAUCUUUAUAUUAUGUCUGGACGCAUGUUAU